Messenger RNA from Entamoeba nuttalli P19, 423 nucleotides. RefSeq lists its product as hypothetical. The record is from RefSeq and is a predicted model, not a curated record. The coding region runs from base 1 to 423 and encodes 140 amino acids. The transcript has 2 exons. Lineage: Eukaryota; Evosea; Mastigamoebida; Endamoebidae.
AUGAUUUGUGGGGUCUGUUUUGUUGCUUUGAGUGGAUAUUAUAUUUAUGAACUUUCAUUUUCCAUUCGAGAAGGAGAACAAAUCUUUAAUCUUAUUGUUAAUGCAUUAGCAGUUUUAGUACUUAAUUUCUUAAUGAUUACAAUGUGGCUUGCAUGUAUCUUUGCAAAUCGAAAAAUGUUUCUUAAUGUGUUUAUCAUAUCAGGAACGUCUGCUGUGGUUACGAUUAUUCAAUUUGUCCUUAGCAUUAUUUUAAGAUCAAGUUGUAAUAAUGAUAAUAAUUAUGUUGGUUAUCAAGCUUUUUGUGAUACCUUUGCCAAUUUCUCUUGGAUGGCUCCAGUCAUUAUUACUUUUGUAUUGGAUGUAUUAACUGCUAUUUUUUCAAUUAUCCGUUUCGCUUUCUACAGAAAGUGGGAGUGGGACUAA